Glarea lozoyensis ATCC 20868 is the source of this 1119-nucleotide messenger RNA. RefSeq lists its product as uncharacterized. The record is from RefSeq and is a predicted model, not a curated record. Lineage: Eukaryota; Fungi; Ascomycota; Leotiomycetes; Helotiales; Helotiaceae. The coding region runs from base 1 to 1119 and encodes 372 amino acids. The transcript is spliced from 4 exons.
AUGUCUGCCUCAUUGUGGAAGGAGCUCGUAACGCUUGAUGGGACACAUUUCGCCGACCAUUUCGCUAUUGCGUAUCUAGCAGUGUCGAUUGUUGCGGUUGUCGGCAUCUUAUACGCACUUUCAAGCAGUUCGAGUAAGUCGAUAUGCUACAAGGGCAACGAUGCCAGUCUUAGAAAGAAAGCAUACGACUUGCUUAUUCUCUCGAUGCUAUUCUACCUGCUAGCCUACACGUUCCAGCUCAUUGAUAUUAUUCUCAACGAGCAACAAGUGAGCAUAAGAUUAGGAUAUAAAUUCGUGAGCGUGUUCCGCGACGGCUGCUGGCAAGUCGCUGAUUUCGUUAUUUUAACAAUUGCCUGUCGGGUGACCUACUAUCAGUUCCCAAAUUGGGGAGCACAUAAGAGUUUUCAUGCCACCUGGAGAUUCUUUUGUGAGGUAUUCCUAACAGUCCUCGCUGCCUUGGCCAUUUACCGUUGGGCUUUAUCCACAGCUUACACUACACUGACUCUCAAUAACGUCUCGUCUUCCGGGAUUCAACAUUUCACUCGUGAAACUGAGGUGUUAAGAGCGGGAUACCAGAUAUUAUACAUGCUAGUGUCAACUUUAAUUCUUUUGUUGGCUGUAUACUAUCUCUACUGCCGUAUAGGGUUUUCCGAAAAACCAGACAAGCUCGAGUCUGGCGUAAAUCUUCUCACAAUAAUACUUUGGAUAAGAUCCGUCUCCAGAGUGGGAAUUGUGGUCAAAUAUACCCUCCUGGAAUCAGUUCGGCCUGUCUACAUAGAAGUGGCAGCUGAGGCAGCCUACGGUCUUCCAACAGUCGCGAUAUAUAUUAUUCUCAACCGCUUGAGAAAGCAUAAUCAGAAUUCAGCGGUACAGUCCGAUAUACUGCGUGACGGUCGGCGUGCAGCCAGAAGGGAAUUACAUAGGCGGCGACUCGAUGCCAAAAAGGGGGGCCCACCAUUACCGACACCUGCCCAGCUGCUCACAGAAAUUGAAUCCAAGCCACUUGCAUAUCUUCCAAGGCAGCUACAGGAAAGUGUGUCAUCAUUGACACAAGAUGAGUUACAGGUUAUCCUUCAACAGCAUGUUCAGGAAGUAUUAAAGUUCCGAGAAAAGAUUUGA